Messenger RNA from Oncorhynchus kisutch (coho salmon), 1242 nucleotides. RefSeq names its product eukaryotic translation initiation factor 4E-binding protein 3-like. Bases 349 to 684 code for a protein of 111 amino acids. Gene Ontology annotation, cellular component: cytoplasm. Gene Ontology annotation, molecular function: eukaryotic initiation factor 4E binding. The transcript has 3 exons. Gene Ontology annotation, biological process: negative regulation of translational initiation. Lineage: Eukaryota; Metazoa; Chordata; Actinopteri; Salmoniformes; Salmonidae. The record is from RefSeq and is a predicted model, not a curated record.
GAUCAUGUUCUUGCAAUCACAACACGUCACAUGACCAGAGUCACCCUGGUAGUUAUUAAAUGCAGGCGAACACGUUCAACAUCCCCCAGUUCGUCUCUCUAGCUGGAUGACCUGACAGCGAUACUUAUCUGGCAGCAAAACCGUUCGCUCUGAACUGCCAUCGAUUCCGUCUGUUUUAUUUUGUUAGCACAUUUUAGCUAAGUUUGAAUUGUUGUGGAUCUUGUUAGCAAAUUACUUGGGAGAUUUUCUUUUUUGGUAAACAAUUGAAUUUGUAAGAUCAGCCGAUCUUCACACGAAGCAUCUUUCUGCGGUUGAUCAGAAUAUCAGAAGAACCCAAACAAACUCAGGAUGACAACCAACUCUCAGCAGGCGAAGAGUUGCCCAAUCCCUACCCGGGUUCUCACCCUGAAAGACUGGUCUCAGCUCCCAGACUGCUACAGUCAGACUCCCGGGGGUACUCUCUUCUCCACAACGCCCGGGGGAACACGCAUAAUCUAUGACAGGAAGUUCCUCCUGGACUGUCGGAACUCUCCCAUCGCCCGUACCCCCCCCUGCUGCCUGCCGCAGAUCCCUGGGGUGACGGUGCCCGCUCUGCACCCUCUGGGCAAACUACAGGAACUAAAAGAGGAGCUGGAGGAGGAGAAGGACCUGGCAGAUGACAGCCAGUUUGAGAUGGACAUCUGAGCAGUAGCUCUUUGCCUCCUGUGGAGAGAGCUGUUGUAUCUUCUGUUCAGUUCUGAUGUCUGAUUGGUCCUUUACGACCAGCAAGCGUCACAUAUUCACCUUCUUCAACAUCCUUUUUUUUUAAACUUGAUUUUUUUAGGAAACUCCCCAAAAGAGAAAGGAGACGUGUUGAUCCCUGAGUUAGAAAGACAUGAAGCUGUGUAUUAAACGAAUAAUACUUCAAUGGCUUGGAAGAAGCAAUCACUUUGUAACUUUGUUGGACAGUUUUUGAUUUGUACAUAAGUCAACGGUACUAUAAAGGAGGGAAAUGUUCAAGAUUUUACAUGAAAAGUACAGGGACCGCGGGAUUGGUUGUGACGGCAGAGUUGCUGCGUUGUUUUUUUAAACGAUAACUCUAUUUUGGAGGGGCUGCUAGGCCUAUGAGGGGUCCCCCUGUCUGAGCCUGGUCAAAGGUUCGAGGUGACUGUUGGACAGGCUCCUACAUGCGUCUGUCUGUGGAGGAGGAACUGACAUUUUAUCAAAGUUCAAAAUAAAUAAACAAAAAGGACAAAACCUCAA